This is a messenger RNA of Entamoeba dispar SAW760, 2199 nucleotides long. Its product is annotated as adaptin, alpha/gamma/epsilon, putative. Gene Ontology annotation, biological process: clathrin-dependent endocytosis; intracellular protein transport. The transcript has a single exon. The record is from RefSeq and is a predicted model, not a curated record. Gene Ontology annotation, cellular component: AP-2 adaptor complex; membrane coat. Bases 1 to 2199 code for a protein of 732 amino acids. Gene Ontology annotation, molecular function: clathrin-cargo adaptor activity. Lineage: Eukaryota; Evosea; Mastigamoebida; Endamoebidae.
AUGAAUAGAACUUAUGCUAACUUUGUUCAUGACAUUGGAGAAAAACGUACAUCUGAUGAAGAAAGAAGAUUUGUUAAUUUAGUAUUAAAAGAAGAAGGAAAUGGAUUAAAUAACACUAGCCCUUCUUAUAUGAAGGAGUAUAUUAAAAAAAUGAUGAAUAUUUAUGAAUUAGGAUAUAACGUAGAACAAUCAGUAUUUAUGAUCAUCAACUCAACUCAACACCAAAAUUCUAAUUUACAAAAAACUGCUCUCAUUGCUACUUCAGCAAUCAUAACAAAUGACUCUGAAUUCUCUUUGUUAUUAACUAACUCUCUAACUAAACUCCUUGGUCCAACAUCAACAAAUCCAUUAUAUGCAUUACGUAUUUUAUCAAGAUUUAUUACUACAACAACUAUGCCAGCAUAUUCUCCUCAUAUCAAUCAAUUAUUAAAAUCAAAAGAUCCGAAUAUUCGCGCAGCAUCAAUUCGUUCAUUAUAUAGAAUAUUUUUAUUAUCUGAUCAUGAUUCUCAGUCAAUAAUUAAAUCAGCACUAUCUGUUGCACUUGUUGACCAAUCAAUGAUUGUGGUUGAAUCUGCUAUUCCAAUAAUCACACAAAUUAUGUCAAAAACAACUCAAGAUAGAAGGAUAUGGCCUGGUCUCAUUGAUGUGGCAUUACGCUAUUUAUUAUUAUUCGCUGGUUAUUCAAAUGAAAACAGUAAAAAAAUUCCUUCACAAUAUAAAGGAUAUAAAAUAAAUGAUAUAUGUGCACCAUACCUUCAAAUAAAGUUAUUAAGAUUAUUGAGAGUAAUGAAUCCAAGUACUAAAUAUUAUCAACAAUCAAUGGCAAAUUUGAUGGAAAUAUAUAAAGUCAUUCCAGGGGGGAUUGGGAUGGCAUUGCAAAUUGAAUUAAUUAAAACAACAAUGAUGUGUAUUCCAACUGAUAUUAUGUUAAGAAAUGCAACACUAGUAGCAUCUACCUUAUUUGAGAAGAAAGAUGAAUUAAUUAUUUAUUGUGGAUUAAAAACAAUGAGGAUUAUUAGUGAUAGAAAUCCAGUUCUUUGUAAAAACCAUCUUGACACAAUAAUGAAAUUUAUUAGUAACGAUAAUGAUUCUGUUGUAGAAGAGGCUAUUGAAUUAAUUAACAACAUUACUGAAUCUGAAGAGGCUGUGAGUGUUGUACUAACAUUAUUAGAUCUUGUAAAGAAAGCAUUAAGUCAGGUUGAUAAAUGUAAAGUUAGAAGUCAAAUAUUGAAAGUUGUUUAUAUUAUUUGUGAGAAAUACACUCCAGACUUUGAAUGGUAUUGUAAUAUUGUAAUUCAUAUAUUAGAGCUCAAUAAAGUAGAGCCAAUGCAAGAAGGAUUGAGUGAAGAAGAAUUAACAAUGAUUUACACAAAUUUUAUUGAAGCAAUGAAAAGUGAAGAAGAAAAUUAUAGUAUUGCUUUACAAAAUAUUUAUAAUGUUAUUAAUAUCAACUACGAUGAAAUAACUCUUUCAUUAGCACAAUUUGCUUGCUUAAUUAUAUCAAAAUGUUCUAAUUUCAAUGAAUUGGAUAUGAAUGAAAUAAGAAAAAUUAUUAUUAAAUGUAUUAAAAAAGGUGCUGUUAAAGAAGGUAUUGUUGCUGCAAUUCAAACAAAUAAUAUUGGGAUUAUUCAUUCUUUACUCUUUAAAGAAAAAAGUACCAAAGAUAUUAACAAUAAUAAAGAUAAUAAUGAAAUUCAAAUACCACCACAACCUCAACAACACCAACCAAUUGACUUAUUAAAUAUUUGGGAUAUUCCACAAAAAACUCAACUACCUAAUGUUGAAGAAAAUAAUGAUCAAGUCCAAUUUGAUCAACAUUUAAUUAAUUCUAUUGAAAUACAACAAAGAUGUCAUGAAAUGUUAAUGUUAAAUCAAAUUGGUAUUUCAUAUCAAGCAUUAAUUUCAAAUAAUAUCAAUGAGUCAACUGUUGAAAAACAAGUCCUUAUUUCAGAACCAAUUAACUUUAAAUCAACUAAAAAAGAUGAGCCUAUGUUAAGGUUUGAAGAAUACAAACAAGAAUCAUUUAUUCCAAAAUCUCAAACUUAUCAAUCGCCUCAAAACUCCUUUCAACCACUUUUUCAAAAUCCUAGUUCUAAUCAAUUUGAAUUAAAACAGGAACCUUUACAAAAAAAUGAACAACUUACUCAACCAACUGUUAACCCAUCACAAAAGAAAAGAUGGAAUUUACCACCAAAGUAA